Ctenopharyngodon idella (grass carp) is the source of this 7506-nucleotide messenger RNA. RefSeq names its product 2-phosphoxylose phosphatase 1 (gene pxylp1). The record is from RefSeq and is a predicted model, not a curated record. Gene Ontology annotation, biological process: glycosaminoglycan biosynthetic process; chondroitin sulfate proteoglycan biosynthetic process; dephosphorylation. Lineage: Eukaryota; Metazoa; Chordata; Actinopteri; Cypriniformes; Xenocyprididae. The transcript is spliced from 5 exons. Gene Ontology annotation, cellular component: Golgi apparatus. Gene Ontology annotation, molecular function: phosphatase activity. Bases 1333 to 2826 code for a protein of 497 amino acids.
GCUUGGGCUAAUUUUUAUUUUAAAGUGAACUAAUCCUUUAAAACGAAUUCUGGUGCGAUUGCUCUGUUAAUGCGUUUCACUUGAAUAAGUGUAAACGAUGCCAUCCGAACCCUGGUGCGCACCAAACAAGCGGACUGAGACCCAUCACAGUUCAAUCCAGGCGUCUCCUCACAGCAGAUCUUCGUUUGUGUGUCUGACGCAGGGAUUCCUGCCACUGUUUUGACUCCUUUACACAUUAUAUAAGCUCUUCACGAGUUGUCAGCUCCAUCAUAUGUCUGUACAUACAGCGAUCGGAUUUAGCCCAGCACACAACAUUGUUUUGGAUAAAAAUAUACAUCAUAAAAGCCCUUUUUUUUUGUUUUUGUUUUGUAUCUUUAGUUUCGGUGUUAAAAAUGACCGUGUGAAUGCUAAGUGAACCAGGACUAAAUGUAUCAUUUUCUUUUUUUGGUCCAGACCAGACCGAACCGAACUACAAGUGUGAACACACCAUAAAACAUGUACCAUGUUAUACAUCCACCUUGAGACCAGUUGCUUAAAUCUCAUAGCAAAAAUAGCUCAUCUAUUGCAGACAUUUUAAGUGUCUUAAAUGCCGAAAUACAGGUUUUUUAUGGGAUGCACUAAUGCUGAUUACGUUUGUCAUCCUUACUGUCAUCCUGCCUUCCUCACGUCGCCUGAUUCUUUCACCCUGUGUGAGGUCAUUACUAAUUCAUUCCCUCCUUUGUGGUAUCUCCAACAAGAGCUGAAAGCUGUCUGAAUGUAGGACAGAACCGAGUCUUAGAUUAUCCGACAUCUCCUCCUCUCUCUCUCUUCACUUCAGUUCACUCAAGCAUGACUGAUGCACUUUUAAAGAAAGAGGCUUCAGGUCUGUAGAGACUAACAAGCAGACGAAGAGAAAGAAGCUAUACAUUGAAAAUGAGAAAGAAAGAAGUGAAAGAUGAAAGAGGACUGGUUCUCAUCCCGGUGAAUUGUGGGGUUCUGUCAGCAUUGCUUCAUCGCUGAAGUACACAAUGUCAACAACACGUACAAUAUCAGCCUUGAACGGCAGUAUAAACACUGUCUGUUUGAUUUGUGUCUAUUGUAUUUGUGCUUAGGUGUAUGUAAUUUUUCUUGUACACUAUUCUCAGCUACAAAGAGCUCUUUGUGUGGCCGGCGUCUACACAGAGCUGUUCUCUGAUUGGCUGAGAGUUUGGAACUAAUAUGCGAUUGGUCAGGCUGCUUUUUCGGGAGGGAGUAAGUCAGAGGGGGUUUGACAGUGAAUUAAAACCGGUAUGAGGUGCACAAACACACACACACACACACACACACACACACGCUCGUGUUCACAUCUCCACAAUGUCCGUCGCUGUGCGUAUAAACCAGCUAACCGUUAUACUUCUGUCUGUGCAUCUCAUUCCAACCAAUCCGGUGGCAGAGCAAAGGUCACUUGGUAAAAGCAGAAAGCGUGUGAAUCCAGUCCUCCAUACGGAUCCUCCCACCCCAGACCCCAUCAGAGACACCCACCAGUACUGCAAUUACCCCAACCUCACUGAGCAUGGCUGGGAGGGUCACAGUCCGGCUGACUACAGGCUGCUGUCGGUCCAGGUAAUGAUUCGGCAUGGAGACCGUUUCCCUUUGUACUCCAUCCCCAAAACCAAGAAACCCGCCAUUGAUUGCACCCUAUCAGUAAAGAGAAAGCCCACUCAUCCCCUUUUGGCCUCCUUCAUUAGUCACAUGGCUCUCGGUGGGCGUGGUCACUGGGACGCAUCACUGGGAUCUCUGCCCCGAUUACCCAAUCACAGCACCUGUGAAAUAGGAGAGCUUACACAGACAGGAGUCGUACAGCACUUGAAAAACGGUGAUCAUCUUCACCAGGCCUACAUCAAGCGUCACAAUCUGAUUACUGCUGAUUGGUCACCGCGGAAGUUGUGGGUGGAGACUACAGGUAAAAGCCGCACCUUACAGAGUGGAUUGGCCUUCCUCUUUGGCUUCCUGCCACAUUUCGAUUGGUCGCGGCUGACGGUUCGACAGCAGUGGAGUACGCUGUUCUGUGGUUCCUCAUGCAACUGUCCCGCACGCAACCGGUACCUGGAGCAGGAGCAGCGCAGGCAGUAUCGCCAGAGGAUUGCCGACACGGAACUCGAACGCACGUAUGUCACCAUGGCCAAGACGUUGGGUGUGGCCACAAAGUCUCUGAGGGCAGCCAAUCCGGUGGAUGCGUUGUUGUGUCACUUUUGCCAUGGUCUUCCAUUUCCGUGCUCCAGCGCACAGAUUACGUCAAAUGGUCAAGAUGAGGGGGCGUGUCUUACACUACAGCACUUUGCUGUGAUUCGACGGCAGCAGAAAGAUGACGAAUUGGAACGCCAGAAGGCGGGGCUUUAUCGUCGCUAUGCUGUGCUCGCGGCACAUCCGUACCUCAACCGUACCGCAGCACGAUUGGAGAGGAUCGCCAAAGAAAGCCAGACGGGCAAAGGUAAAGAAGAGGCAGCCUUCGCUUUAGCAUCUGCUCAUGACGUAACCAUGGCGCCAUUGCUAAGCGCGCUCGGUCUGGAAGGGGCGGGAUUUCCGAAGUUUGCAGCCCGCCUAGUGUUUGAGCUGUGGAGUAGCCCUGAAGACAAAGAGAGAAAGAAUGAUAGAAAACGAGGAAAGUGGUUGGACAAUAUGUUUAUUCGUGUUCUCUAUAACGGAGAGGACUUGACCUUUGACACAGCUUUCUGCCAUGACCACAAUCGACGCUCUGCUCAGCCGCUGUGCCCUCUGGGUAAUUUCCUGUCUUUUGUGAGAAAGGAUAUGUUCAAUAUUGUCAAUGCUACGAGUUACCAGCAGGCCUGCCACCAAAUUGUACUGUAAAAUAUGAAUGUGAAUGAGAAAUGAGAGAGAGUACCAAGGGAAGAUAAACAGGAAUAGUUUACCUAAAUAUUCUGCACAAUUCUGUCAUCAUUUGCUGCUUCAUGUCGUUUCAAACCCAUAUGACUUUUUGAGGAAAAAUUAAGAGACUCCAAAAAAGCAAAAAAUCCCCCUAAAUGUCCAUACAAUUAUGCAUUAUAUUCCAAGGAGUUUCCAGGUGCUUGUCACUGCGUGAUUUCAUUGUAUGCAUCAAGAGCAGCAUGAACAUUUUUCAAAAUGUCUCCUUUUGUGUUCCGAAGAAGGUUUGGAAUGACGUGAAGGUGAGAAAAUGACAGAAUUUUCAUUUCGGGGUGAACUGUUACUUUAAGACUUUAAGAGUACUACUAAUGUUUUUGAUAUAGUGUUAGGUCUGUGGACCAAAUAAUUGUCCUGCACAACACUUGGUACACUUAGCUAAUCACAUCAAAUCAACUGACAAAAAACUGAAGACGUUUACAGCAAUCAUUGAGAUUGAGAUUUUAAAAUGUAGUCACUGAAUAUGUACAUCUGGAUGAUGACGAUGGUUUUAUAUGUGAUGUGAUGUCAAGGAUCCUUCAAAAACAUCUACAGAGGGUAGUCAACCAGAAUGCCUUUUACCGCCAAAUUACCCGCAAAGCCACCGCGGCAAAAAUAAACCAUAAGGGGCUGUUCACAUAUCGCGUCUUUUUCGCGCUCAAAUUCGUUAUUUCAAAUGUAGGCGCGCGGCAGGCACGCUCGUAAUGGAAGCGACUUGGUCGCGCCGCGUUUGUGGUGUGUUUUCCAGGCGCAUCGAGAUGAAAAAUUCUCAACUUUUCAGAAUGCCGCAAGCGCACCGUAGGUCAUGUGACAAGAACUAACCAAUCAGCUUCGGCCUUUCCGUAACAAAACAUCGAAAGCUCAGCCGAACAGCUGAUCAUAGCUGUACAGGGUGCUUUUUUAUAUCUCAUCUCCAUAAAUAUAAGCUAAUGCAAGAGCUAGAAAUCGAUUUAUCUUUUGCUGAAACUUCCUCGUCGUUGUGGAGAGCGCAGUUCAUGGUUGCAUAGCAACGACAGCGCAAGCGCUUUGGAAAGAAGGAGACGUGUUUUUAGACGCGAUAUGUGAACGGCCCCUAAACCAGCAUUUCAAAGUCGUUUGCGAAAUGACCGCCAGGUGGCGCAAAGGGACAUUUUGCAAAACAGCUGCAAUUGUUGCAUUAUGAAACGCAAGUAGAGCUGAACUCAUAAAUUAGCAAUAAUAAAAACACAACAUUUAUGUUAUAUAAGGGGGGGAAAACAUGGUUAAUGUUGUUUAGACAAACGAUACAAAUUCACCAGUUCACGUAAUAUUAUAUGUACGAAGAGUGAACUGUUCUAGCUAUAUAGUCAAACCGAGGAGGCACGUGCCCUCAGAUUUAUGAGGCAAAUUUAAAUGCACUGCAGCUUACAGCUUACAAAACACAAAUAUAUAUUACAUUUGAUACAGUCACACCAGUGUGAUUAGAACGUCAGUGCCAAAUGUCAUCAGCUGCUAAAUUUGUUCGCUCUAAGGCUUGCGCUGAUCCAAAGACUGACACACACUCAUUUAUCAUUUAUCUCAACCAAAGAUCACAACUGUUCAGUGUUUACAGUCAUAUAAGGUUUAUUUGUGUUUCUGAUAUUUAAAUACACAAAGUAGGCCUGAACUUGAAAUAUUAAUUCUCAUAUGUACUAUUCAUUACCAAUAUAUAACCUGAUGCUUAUAUUUUUCAAAACACCUGAAAAUACAGUCCGUACAUCAGAAAAAAUGUCAGUCUUUAUAUUUUAGUUGAGGGAAAUACACAUGCGUUAUGGACUGCACGUUUUGUAGACUUUCUGUGAAUUGCAAUGCACAAACCAAGCAUUAUCUGCCGAAUGGAGAAGGGUUGGCUCUUUACACAACAUAAAAUAUCUGUUUUAUUUCAAUUUUCGUUUUCGCAUUUCGGAGGAAAAAUGUUAUGGAAAAAUCUGUUAUGGAAACGCAUAAAAAAAAACUUUAACAGAGACCUCUAAUGGGUAAUUAAUAUGGCUGCCCCCGUUCAUUUAAGCCAUUAGUCGACUAAUCGCACGUUUAUAGCAUAUUACAUUAAUUAAUGUAAUAAACCACAAUGAGCCCUUAAAAUAUAGAGGCGUAGGGUAAUUUAGUCUGUGCGCAUAAAGCAUGCAUAAAGCUUGCUUGCUGCAAAGCACCGGCAAAAGUAGCCUAAUAAUUAUGAAUGUGUCGGGGAAAUUUAGACAUUUAAUAAUUGAAUUUAAUUUUCUGAGUCAGUGUCGAAUGUAAAGAUAAAGCUGAUGACGCUGACUCCACAGAACAGUGGAUGCGCCCUUAGAGAGAAAUGCAACUAAUCAGACGGUUGCCUAUUGAUUUCGAUAUGAAUUGGUUCAUUUAAAAGUGGACAUUUCAAGCUUUUAAUGGACAUAUUUCUCAUGUCUGUGAGGCAAGCGUUGAGACGCAUGUAUAAUGAAGAAGAAAUAAAAAGAAUGAGUGAUGUGUGUAUGGUAACAACUCUUGCACGUUGCAGCGGUCUCAUGCAGCCAUUAUCAUGAGGAACACACACAUUUGCUCUCUGCGUGCUGAAGUCAGAAAUUAACAAUAAGGAUGAAAUAACACAAUGAUGGUAUUUUUAUAAAGCAAUAGGCUACUAUUUAGUUAGUAAUAAUAUAUGAAACAUACAUAAAAAAUAAUAUAUAUAAAAAUCGUAAUAAUUCAUGUUGUAACUUGCCAUUAUUUAUUAAACCAAAAGCUUGGCCAUAAUAAUCUUUUACCUAUUUCUAAGCAUCAAGAACAGUAAAACAUAAACGCUGUAGAGACAACAUAGGUUAAAGGUGCUGUAAGUAGAAUUUGAACCACGUUGUUGAUAUUUGAAAUCAAUCCAAACAAACCCACCCCUCUCUUCAUUGCUCCGCCUCUAAAACUCACAAUCCAAUCCAGACCACCCUGCUCCGAGUCAGUCUCGAACCGGUGCCUGUUCGCUGCUGGCAUGCAAGGCGAAUGCACUAUCAGUGACACUAAGUACAGCAUUCCCUAGCAGGUGUCAGUAUAACUGCAAAACUCUCACUAUCUGGCCACUGUUAGACACACGCAAUGCGAGUGGAUGCCUGUUUAUAACAGCUGACGCGCAACAAAAUGCUUCACGAUAAAUAAAGCGCAGUUGAUGAACGAACGACAGGGAAGCACAAAAAAAAAAAUGAACAUACAGUACACAAGAGUAAAUACAAAGUGUUCGUUGUUAGUCGCAAACAGCACAGCAGCUCCAGAUAAUCAAAACCGUGUUACUCACAUGAACGGGAUCAAAGCAGCCUCCGCGUCUGUUUGCAGGCCUUCCCACUCUCUCCAGUGCUGGAACGUUUUUCUAAUACAAACGCGGGUCCUAAAGCGCUUGCCCAGGCAUAAUCCUUCAUUGCAGUGAUAUUCUUUUGAGCUCUUUUGUAUUGUCCCAUUUCUAGUUCUGCAGUUUUUAUUUUUUUUAUUUUCAAAUCUCCCUCUUGCUCGUUCUCUUGUCAUAUGCCCCCUAAUGCUGAUUGGUUACACGUUUGUUGUUGGUGUCGGCCGACUAACUUCCAAACAGUGGAUUUGAAAUACUACUUUAGUCCCCUUUAACACAAUGUUAUCUUAAUAAACACCUACUACUAAUAAAAAUGACAAGGAAUAACAAAGCUCAAAAAAGCGUUUAGAAUCAAUAUGUACAUUUCAAUCAUUUUUAUUUGUGACUGGAGACAAAGCCAGGAUUCGAACCCUAAACAUUGGAAGCAUUAUCUUGAAACCUUGCGGCUCAAUCCACAAUGAUAUCUAGCCACUACUGCUACUUAGUUCAAAGACUAAUUCAUGUAGCAUUUUUAUACUGACAUAUAUUUUUAUAUUGAAAUAUUUUCAUUUUUAAUUAAAGAAAAUUAUGCUGAUCACAACAACCUACUAUAGCCUAUUUAAUUCUAAAUAUCAUAAAGAAGCAAAAACACAAAUGCUGCUGACUUCGGUUAGCAAGUCAUGACAACGUCUUAGGGUGUACUCACUGGUUCACUUUCUAACUUUUCAAAAUCUGUGAUUAGAGCGCCACUUAGCGAUAAAAGGCAGCAAAUAAACAUCCCCAAUUUUGCCGCUGCGGGAGCGGCGACGGUGAAAGUAUUAUUCUGGCUGACUACCUACUGUAUAUCCAGAUAAGCACUCAAAUAGUCACACCUCUUGCCUUUAUUCUGAGUCGGUGAUCUAGAAAUCCUGCACAGUCAUUAAGACAAUCCUAAUGGUUUUGCUAAAUAGAGAAAAUGUUUGAACUGAAUUUUUUUGACCACAUUUCUUAAACAUUUGUAUUAGAUAUAGGGCACUUCGCCACUUUAUUGCAGUUUCUGCAGUGAUCGGGAAUUGGAUAUUAUUUCCAUUUAACGUCCCUUCCGUUUGAUGUCCCGGAUGAGUUCUCGCUUGAAUUGUACUAGCAGAAUUUCUUGUUUUCGGUGCAAUCAUGUUGUCCUGACACAUUCCUCACACAUUUUGUGUGCUUUUAAUUUCUUUUACUACUUUAUUUUCAUGUAACGUAAAGUUAAAAGGAGUGGUAGUAUUUCUGAAUACUGUAAAAUUGAUUCAGAUGAACUUUUGUAUGAUGUUCUUAUGAUCAGUGUGUACUGCCACAUUCCAAACCUCAAAGCACAUUUUUCAAUAAAUGAAUCAUUUUGUCUAAAA